Messenger RNA from Pecten maximus, 1250 nucleotides. Its product is annotated as C1q-related factor-like. The transcript is spliced from 4 exons. Gene Ontology annotation, molecular function: protein binding. The record is from RefSeq and is a predicted model, not a curated record. NCBI's taxonomy places the organism in Eukaryota, Metazoa, Mollusca, Bivalvia, Pectinida, Pectinidae. Bases 447 to 1103 code for a protein of 218 amino acids.
UUUGUGAAAUCACAUUUUAAUUUAAUUCAAUAGCUUUUUUACGAGUAUUUCUUUUGGGUAUUUUUUCAUACUUUGGGUAAUCACAUUGAAAUUUCGUAUAUCUACCAUAGCGUUUUAUUUGGUUCUCACGAGACUGUUAGAGUACGAAGAGAACUUGGUGUUCGCUCGUAACGUACACUCCGCUACAAUGGUGAUAAAACCAUUUAUAUAGUCUACACUUUAGAGAAUUCCGGAAAAAAAACACAGCAUCACGUGAGAUAUCAAGUUUUACUCGUAAACAGGUUGACUCGUAUUAGGACAAGGUCAGAGCAGGCCCUGUACUGAUCCCUGGUUUUAGCCUGAAACACUCUGAGCAGUGGCACCGAAAGAACACUACGCCUGGAGCUAUAGCAUACACAGCGGAAAACUGAAUAAAACUUUGGGACAAUCUUGCAACCAAUCCAGCAAUGUAUUUGUCAGUAAUUUGCAUAGUCGCCAUAUUGUCGACUGUUACACUUGUGAACGGCGACAAGGAAAAAUAUUCAAACUAUUACGCCAACCGGAAACAGCUGCAUAAAGAAAAACCGUCAAGGGGACUCGGGCCUUUACCUUCUCCACAUGCGAAGGAGGACGACGACGACGAGACUUCCGGAUGUACGUUGAAGGUGGAGUGUAAGAACAAGAAAGGGGAACCAGGAUAUCCUGGUCCAGCAGGACUCCCUGGUCAUCCCGGACCUCGGGGUGUAAAUGGAUAUGAUGGACAAAAAGGCGAAAAGGGUGAAUCUGGACUCUCCGGAUCCCCAGUGUCUUUCCUCGUCGCUCUGGAUUCCAAUGCGGGUCCGCUGGAUGGACAGGUGUUAAAGUAUAAACAAGUGCUCGUCAACCAUGGAUCAGCUUAUAAUACGGACAGAGGCAUAUUCACCGCCCCGUACUCUGGCGUAUAUGUCUUUAAUAUCGUUGUAGCAGCUAUGGAGGGAAAAACGGCGGCCGUCCAGUUAUUUCAAACUGGUGAAGGGGAUGACCAGUGGGUUGUAACAGUUUGGGCAGAGAGUCUUCCAAGUUGGGGCACGUCAUCGAAUACUAUCUAUCUGUCCCACUCACCCAGGGACAGCAAGUCUACCUGAUUGCACGGCCUAAUCUUAAUUCCUAUUACUACGCCAGCAGGUAUACAACGUUCAGCGGACAUAAGGUAGCAUCUGAGGUAUAGACGAUACUCUCAUUUACGAUUGAAGAUAAAAGAUGUUGGCAUAUAAAUAAAAUAAGAAAACAAA